UUAUUAUUAUUUUGUCUUUGCAAAAAAACAUGGAAUAAUUUACAAACAUUAUAAACAUAUCGCAUACAAGUUAAUGGAAAUUAAAAAAUCAAUCAGUGAAACAGAAUAAAUACUGGUGUUCAGAGAAAACAGAAUAAAAACCGGUGUUCAGUGAAACAGAAUAAAUACCGGUGUUCAGUGAAAAUAGAAUUAAUAUAUGUGUUCACGGAAACAAAAUAAAUACCGGUGUUCAGUGAAACAGUAAUAAAUACCGGUGUUCAGUGAAAACAGAAUAAACAUUAGUGUCAGUGUAACAGAAUAAAUACGAGUCAGGGGCGUACCUCGGCUUAUUAUGAGUGUACGCCGAGUGCCGGUUUUUGGCCGAAGGAUCGCCAGAGACUUAUAUAUCAAAUAUAGCUAUGUGCUUUAACUAAUGAUUUAGGGGAUAUUUAAGCUAAUUGUACUACUAUUGUCUUUAUCUAUAGUUAUGAAAAUAAUUAAGAACAUAUACUGAAGAAAUAGCACGAAGUCUAACGUGUACACUGUUUUAAACAGUUUAAAAGUUAUUUGCUUUUAAAAAAACAAAACAUAGCCAGGUGUCUCUCUUGUAAAAAAGAUGGGUGUUAUCUCCUUUUGUAACAAGUUUAGUUUCUUCUUUGUUAUUUUUCUUUUGUUUCACCAUAACUUAACGUGAGAUAAAAUCAAGGAAAAUAUGCUUUAAAAUGAUCUGUAUGACUUUAAUACAAACACAACAGCUUAAAUGUUUAGUGUAACGAAAGGUUGUCGUAUUCAAACGAUCAUUUAGCUUCCUUUAAAUAUUUUUAUGCGUAUUAUGUCAAUGGUGUAGUAUUGUCUUUAACAUUUUUGUUCUCAACUCUAGUCUUUCAAAAGAAGUUAAAUGCCUCACGCACAUAAAUUAUUAUCUAAAGUCGGCGAAAAUAAAAAAGAAUUUAGACAUGAUGUGUCUUAUAUGGUUAUACAUCGUUCUCUAUCUUCGGCAGUUUAACGUACGCGCUGUACCCCGGAGUGUUCAGUGUAAUUAGAAUAAAUAUUAUUGUUCAGUGAAUCAGAAUAGAUAUACUGGUGUUCAAUUAAACAGAAUAGAUAAUGAUAAUUAACCUCGAUUUUAUAUGUUAUAAAAUUUCUUUAAUUUUUAUAUGGACGAGUUCAACAAAAAUAAAAAGGUCUAUAGAUAAAAGUGUUCAGUAAAAACGGAAUAAAUACUAGUGUUCAGUGAAACAGAACAAAUUUAAUGAUCCAUGAAAGAAAUACAUAUACAUGUUAUCCGGUUUGAACUUUGAUAUAUUUUUAUGUAUAAUACCAAAUAGAAUUGUGGUACGUCUCACAAUGGAUAAACACAGGGUGGAUUAUACAAAAUGGAAACUCAAGUGUAUAAAUCAGAAUUGGUUUUUAGAUAUCGAUGGAAAACUGAAAUUUUUAGAUAUUUUGAAAAAAUCGCGUACAGCUCAGUUGAUAGAAAACGUUAUUUUCACUGACAAUGUCAGGUAUCAAAUAACUGAAGAGAGCGAUGGCGAUAUCUCGAUAAGAGAAAUAGAGAAUGUCACUGAGAUUAAACGCACGAAAACUGUAAAGGUGACGGAGUCAAAAGAAGUUAGGACAAAACACGAAGGAGUUACCAAUUACACAUUUGAAGAGAUUUCAGUAUCACCACUAAACAGAACUCGUAACGAAUCUCUAAAGAGACGAAAUGAGCGACAGAAGGCUGAUAAGACUGUCGUUGAAGGUGCCAAAUGGUUUCAUAAUGACACUAAGGCGUCUUCAGAAGAAAUGACACAAGAAUUUGGAAGUGAAGAAUAUGUUAAAAAAGAUGGUAGGCUUGUUUUUAGCUAAAUUGAAACUGCUUUCAAAUUCUAGAACGAUUUUCUAAUGUAUAAAUAUAAGCAUGAAUUGUUUUUGAGAUAAUUAUUUGAUACAGAUGAUGACUUUGUGCUAAUCGCUGCAGUUCGGAAGGCUGAAGACAAAUAGGUGGUUGCUCUAGCGCGUGACAAGUAAGAAUAAAAAUAGAUAUAGCUGACCUUAUUAAUCCAAGUGUCCAAUUUGCAAUUCAUCAUUUGUUUUUUGGAGAAAUAUCCAAGCUCUUUUAUGAAAUACCUCAAUUUGUCUGUGAUUUGUAAAAUCCUUACUGCAACUUCUCGAUCCAUGAAUGGCGACCUAUUGAUAAUCAAUUUAGUUAUAUAAUUGACUUUAAGCCAUUAUUACUACGUGCUUUGUGCCAUAGCGUGAAGCAAUCACCAAAGAGACAUUUUGACUUCAUCAAGAAACUUCAACAUUUUAUUACAAUUUACCCU
This is a messenger RNA of Ruditapes philippinarum (Manila clam), 2288 nucleotides long. RefSeq lists its product as uncharacterized. Lineage: Eukaryota; Metazoa; Mollusca; Bivalvia; Venerida; Veneridae. Bases 1258 to 1830 code for a protein of 190 amino acids. The record is from RefSeq and is a predicted model, not a curated record. The transcript is spliced from 3 exons.